ACUUGACAUAAUUAUAAGUACAUGUUGCUUGUCUUUCUCUUUAAGAAUGUUUGUAUUAUUCAGGUUCUUGGUAAUGUAUGAUUGCAACAUUACAGUUCAUUUCUCAUCACCAAUCCGCGUUUUAAGAUUUCCGUGUUGAUUUUCUUUCUUUUAUUUGCUGCGACAACAACUACUCAUUACUUUACUAAUCUGCUAAUUAGUCAAUUUUACUUGCUUUCUUGGCUUCCAAUCAGAUCUACAUUUGUCUUUCACUCACAAACAUAAUCCGUACACACACUUUUUCUCUCAUCAUAUCUUUGUGCUUAUUUGACAACCCAUGUUUAGUUGUUUUCAAUUUUAUUUGAUUUUUUAUUUCUAUAUUGUUUAGACACUGGUUUGUUUUGUUCUUGUGGCUUUCUUGGUUCUUGCACAUUUCAAGUUUGGUUUUUCAGGGUUUUAGUUCAAAUGGUUCUUGAAUUAGUGAUUGUAGUGGAAAUUUGAGUUGCCCAGGUGGGAAAAAAGUGAUCUUGACAAGAGGGCUUUUGGGGAUUAAUUUUGGUUUUAGUGAUUGUGAGGUAGUUAUUAUUGGGAUUUUUUUUACAAGGAAUUUAGAAGUGUUUUGGGGUUGUGAGGAUGGGGUCUAGGGUGGAGAGGCAUCAGCAUCAUCAUGAUCUUGUGCCUUUAGCUGCACUUCUUAGUAGAGAGAUGAGGAAUGAGAAAAUGGAGAAGCCUUCUGUGAGAUAUGGAUAUGCAGCUCAAUCUAGGAAAGGGGAGGAUUUCUUUCUUAUGAAGACUGAUUGUCAGCGAGUUUCUGGAAACCCUUCAUCAGUUUUCUCUGUGUUUGCGAUAUUUGAUGGGCACAAUGGCAGUGCUGCGGCAAUAUAUUCACGGGAUCAUUUAUUAAAUCAUGUACUAAAUGCUAUUCCUCGAGGACUUGGACGAGAUGAGUGGCUUCAAGCUUUACCUAGGGCAUUAGUUGCAGGAUUUGUAAAAACAGACAAGGAAUUUCAGAGUCGAGGACUAACUUCUGGAACCACAGUUACAUUUGUUAUAAUAGAUCGAUGGACAGUAACUGUUGCAUCCGUUGGAGAUUCCCGUUGCAUUUUAGAUACCCAGGGAGGCGCUGUGUCUGAAUUGACUGUAGAUCAUAGACUUGAAGAUAACGUUGAUGAAAGAGAGCGUGUAACAGCAAGUGGAGGUGAAGUUGGAAGGCUUAGUAUCUUUGGAGGUGCAGAGAUUGGUCCCCUCCGUUGCUGGCCAGGGGGUUUAUGCCUUUCCAGAUCAAUUGGGGAUAUGGAUGUUGGAGAAUUCAUAGUGCCAAUACCAUAUGUUAAACAAGUGAAAUUAUCAAAUGCUGGAGGGCGGCUUAUUAUAGCAUCUGAUGGUAUCUGGGAUGCGUUAUCUUCGGACAUGGCUGCCAAAUCUUGCCGCGGAUUGCCUGCUGAACUUGCUGCUAAACAAGUUGUUAAGGAAGCAUUAAGGACAAGGGGGCUGAAGGAUGACACAACCUGUAUCGUUGUAGACGUAAUUCCUCCUGAUAAUUCAACACCACCUUCCCCGCCUCCAAAAAAACAGAACAAAUUUAGAGCUCUAUUGUUCAGAAAAAGGUCCCAUGAUUCUGCCAGCAAACUGUCAAGGAAACUAUCAGCUGUUGGUAUUGUAGAGGAGCUUUUUGAAGAGGGUUCGGCAAUGCUCGCUGACAGAUUAGGAAAUGAUGACACCUGCAAUCAAUCAACAACGGGCCUUUUCAUGUGCGCCAUUUGUCAAACUGACCUUGCUGCAAGCGAGGGUAUAUCCGUUCAUGCUGGUUCCAUAUUCUCCACGAGUUCAAAACCUUGGCAAGGUCCUUUCUUGUGUGCUGAUUGUCGUAACAAGAAGGAUGCGAUGGAAGGAAAGAUACCAAGUGGAGUUAAGGUUGUAUAAACCCACUGUUUGUUGGCUGUGAUUGCUUCUCUUAUAUUCAUUCUUCUCGAGUCCCAUAUGUUUCUUAGGCCAGAAAAUUAUUUAAUUUGUAAAAGGUUUCGCACCAAUAUAAAGGUUUCUAUAUUCCCAGACACUGUUAGAAUAUGUUGUAGCUACGACAGUAUGAGUUUCUUGCCAGCUUCUAGUAAAGAUUUAGCCAAAGGCAAGUGCCAAAAGAUA
This is a messenger RNA of Daucus carota subsp. sativus, 2121 nucleotides long. Its product is annotated as probable protein phosphatase 2C 15. NCBI's taxonomy places the organism in Eukaryota, Viridiplantae, Streptophyta, Magnoliopsida, Apiales, Apiaceae. Bases 613 to 1902 code for a protein of 429 amino acids. The transcript has 8 exons. Gene Ontology annotation, biological process: peptidyl-threonine dephosphorylation. The record is from RefSeq and is a predicted model, not a curated record. Gene Ontology annotation, molecular function: protein serine/threonine phosphatase activity.